This is a messenger RNA of Alternaria alternata, 1118 nucleotides long. RefSeq lists its product as hypothetical. NCBI's taxonomy places the organism in Eukaryota, Fungi, Ascomycota, Dothideomycetes, Pleosporales, Pleosporaceae. The record is from RefSeq and is a predicted model, not a curated record. The transcript has a single exon. The coding region runs from base 282 to 623 and encodes 113 amino acids.
GAGGCCAUAUCAAACCUCAAGUAAUCUUCACUCUUCGUAACUUCACGAACAUGUGUAGGCGGUAUAUCUUCCUGGGCCAUGAAUCUGGGCAGUCAGUAUAUAACACCCGCUUGACAUCAUGACCUCUAUCUGCCAAACAGAUCUACCAUCAUUUUCGCACAUCAAAUCAGCACCGCUUACACUCCCCAAGAAACAACACAUACCCUCUUUUCCAAAUCAGACGUACAGCCCUACUAGUUCCUUCAGCUCUCCCCUACUAACCCCCACAGACCCAUCUCACAAUGCGCUUCCUUUCCCUAGCCACCCUCGCCUCCAGCGCCACUGCCUGCUUCCAAACAAGCCGGUGCUCCGCGCCCAACGGUCCCGACGUCGCCGUGCAAUCAAACGGCAAAAACGACCCCGAACACAACCAAGCCAGAGUUACGGUCGCUUUCAAAGACGGGAGAUAUGGGCCAAACACUUUUGCAGGAAUCGUUAAUCAUCUCCGCUGCGAUGUCAUUGUUAAGAUUAGAUCGCCGGCUGCGAAUGACGCGUUGCAGUGCUGGGUCGUGCCGUACAAUGAGCAGUGUAAUCUUGAUGUGUCAAUUGCGGGGCUUUGGUACCGUCAGUCUUGUACAUCCUAGGGGUUUCAUGCUGGUUGCUUGACGACAGUUGUUAGUGAGAAGAGAAUGGGUUUUUGGUAUGCUACGGUUGUGACUGGGCCGUUAAAGACGAUCAUGACGGCAUAGUGGAGUAGUUUCGAAGAAGGGGACAAACAAGACGUUCUAUCUAGAAACCUGUGCUCUUCGGCCUGUCUUGCGCUCACACUAUGAGCUGUCGUGAUUGGGUUGUCAUAUCUUUUGCCUUCUGGAGACUUGACGUUGUAGGCUUCCUAUUUAUUCUGUCUUUUCGCGCCUAUGAUUUCUCAAGAUUUGGUAUUCUUCUUGUAUCUCUCCCGCAGACGAGAAGCUACAAGAUUGCUUCCGGUUUCGCACCAACUCGCGGUAUGUGGAACUCUUACUCUACGAUUCCAUGAAUAUGACUGCUGGUAGUUAGGUAGCAACGUGGCCAAGACGAGGCACAUGAUGGCGCUGCGGAAGAAAGAACGUUUGGGUACGGGAUGAAGUUACAGUUGCUGC